Messenger RNA from Nipponia nippon (crested ibis), 633 nucleotides. Lineage: Eukaryota; Metazoa; Chordata; Aves; Pelecaniformes; Threskiornithidae. The record is from RefSeq and is a predicted model, not a curated record.
AUGGCCGCCCCACAGCUGACCGAGAGCACCCUCACGGUGGAAGGCCAAACCCUCUUCUACCGCCGAGCCGAGCCGGCCCAGCAGGCACCAAAGCUGACGGUGCUGCUGCUGCACGGCAUUCGCUUCUCCUCUGACACCUGGCUUCAGCUGCGGACGCUUGCUACGCUGGCCGAAAACGGCUACCGAGCUGUGGCUAUCGACCUGCCGGGGCUGGGGCGCUCAAAGGAUGCCGUGGCCCCAGCGCCCGUGGGCCAGCCAGCACCAGGGGCUUUCCUGAAAGCAGUUUUGGAGGCUCUGUGCCUGGGUCCAGCCGUGGUGAUCAGCCCAUCGCUCAGCGGCAUGUACUCCCUGCCGUUCCUCUUCCAGCACAACCACCUGCUCAAGGCAUAUGUGCCCGUGGCACCCAUCUGCACCGAGAAAUUCACGGCAGAGCAGUACGCACAGAUCAAAACGCCCACGCUGAUCGUGUACGGGGACCAGGACGUGGAGCUGGGACAGGCCAGCCUGAACAACCUGAAGCACCUCCCCGAGCACCGGGUGCUGGUGCUGCAGGGUGCCGGACACGCGUGCUACCUGGACAAGCCCAACGAGUGGCACCACGGGCUCCUGGCCUUCCUGCAGCAGCUGGAGUGA